GUGUCGAUGCAGCCUUUCAGGCAAAGCUGAGGGACGGUAUGUCACUUUUCAUUCAAUGCUGCUGUUGGGGCUUUUUGCCAAACACAGAAUGGACUGUCAACUCAGAAAUAUGGCUUCCUCUGCAGUGAGUAAAGCGAAUAAUAGAGAUAUCGUGACAACAGACAGUCCGAAAUGUCACGAAGAGUGUCUGUCGCAGUCCGGAGAAAUUAUAAAACCCACCAUAACGGAGCUGACCAAAGGAGUGAGGACGAACAUCCUCUGCACCGUGGAGGGAUGUGGCAAGAUUCUCCCUAACACACCUGCACUGAACAUGCAUCUUGUUAAGUCUCACAGAGUAAAGGAUGGUAUCGUCAAUCCCACGGUCAGAAAGGACAUGAAGGGCUCUCAGAAGCUUUACUGCUGUCCCAUUGAAGGUUGUCCCAGGGGACCAAACAGACCCUUCUCCCAGUUCUCUCUGGUUAAACAACACUUCAUGAAGAUGCAUGCUGAAAAGAAACACAAGUGUACCAAGUGCAACAACGGCUACAGCACAGAGUGGGACCUGAAGAGGCACAUAGAGGACUGUGGAAAGAUGUACCAAUGCACAUGUGGCUGCCCCUAUGCUAGUAGGGCUGCUUUACUCUCCCAUAUCUACAGGACAGGGCAUGAAAUACCUACAGAACACAGAAUUCCUCCAGUAAAGAAAAGAAAAUUGGAGAAGCUGCUGAGUGGUUCUGAGAAGGUUAACACCAGUGAGUCAACCUGUCAGAUCAUGUCUGCCACUAAAGACAUAACAGAAACUGCUCUCCCUUCUGACACAUCUGUUCAUAUCCUUGACUCAGUAAAUCAGAACUCAUAUCCUCGUAAGAACCUUCAGAAGUUGCUCUUACCAAAGCCCAAGGUGGCAUUGGUUAGUGUGCCUGUGAUGCAGCUGGCCCACCUCCCUGUUCUUCUUCCAUCUACAGAAAGCGGGGCUCUAAGGUCUGUAGUGCUUGCAGUGGACAGCCAAGGCUCAGUCAGCACCUUGCAUCUUCUGCCACAAGCCACAGGAGCUGUCGUACCCCAACUUGAUGCUAAAAGUUUAAGUUUCAAGGGCAGUAUGCCUAGCUCCCGCUCUAGCCUGGGGCCCAUAAGCACAGGGGUUCAGGUCAGUCUGGACCCUGGAGGAACAGAGGACUCUGCUAGCAGUUUGGGAGGGCAACGUGGACGAAGCACAUCCACCAACAUUCAGACCGACAAAUCAUACUUGUCAAAAUUACCCAUGGGAGUUGGGGUCGGGGAUGGAAUAAGCCUGUGCUCUAUGGGUGAGUCUUCAGUAUCAUCCUGCUCCCAAACAGAUAUCAGCGUGAGUGCCCAAGUCCUCCUGCCAGUCAGCGUUGAAACACAGACAUUCUCCUCACGGGCCAAAGCCACAUCAUCUAUUGGCGCUCAGACAGACAGCCAGUGCACAAGCCAAAUUCCUUGCUCCUCCUCAUCUAUGCCCCCGUUCAAAACCCGGCAAACACAGACACAUUUUGCCUCGCCACAGUCAGAUGACAAGGUUCAGGACCAGGGUAUCAUGUGCUCUGAUUUAUUUGGCAGUGACUCCCUCAGUGUGUCCACACAGACAGCUUUGGACAUAGAUGAUGCUCUCACAGCUGAAGGAAGCAGUAUGUAUGUGGACUCAAAGUCAGUGGGUGGUAUGUGUUUUGGGGUGCAGACAGAUGAGCUCAGUUCAAACAACAUGGCGGACAACCAGACCCAGACAAUGACCUUGUUAAAUGACUUGGAGAAUAUUCUGUCUGACAGCAUGUCAGGCCAUCAGGUGCUCACAGAGGCCUCUGCAGGCUGUGGGGCAGCUCUAGGCUCUGUUCAAGAGCAACAUAAUGGUAUUGACUUUGAUUUUGAGGAGUUUCUUAAAGCUGUACACAUCCAGACACAGACAGAGGAAAGCGAGCUGGGAGGAUUGGGAGGUGACACACCCCUGGAGUCUCUGGACAUUCAGACUCAGACUGACUUCCUCCUGAUGGAUGAACUGGACCAAAGUGAAGGACCAAGUCGAACCCAAGCCAACGAUCUGGAGCUAUUUGAUACUCAAACUCAGACUGACCUUAAUUUCCUGCUGAGUGCUGGCAGCCACAUGCCCCUAAGUAGCAUCCUGCGACAUUCAAGCUUUUCUAUGAGCACGGAGUCCUCGGAUACAGAAACACAGACUGACCUCCCCUCAUUUCCCACAGGCCUCUCUGCUCAGACACCUGUCAGUCAGGGUGAGCAGGCGAGACUGCUGAACAGCACAGAGACACAGACUGUGACCAGCCAGGCAGAAGGAUUAGGACACCUCUUCCUGACGAGCAACGAAACACAAACUGUCAUGGAUGACUUCUUGUCAGCAGACCUGGCCUGGAAUAUGGAGUCCCAUUUCAGCUCUGUGGAAACACAAACAUGUGAGGAGCUCUGUGCUCUCUUUCAGAACCCUGAAAAACCCAACAGCUGAAGCCCGCAUUGAAGUGCUGUCUGAAGUUUUCUAGUGCAGAUUUAUCAUGUCUGCCUAUUCCUUUACAAAGAGGAAUCAGUCUAUGCUGUCCUCCAGUGGACCACAGUCUUAGCAGUAAGAAGUCUGUGACAAAGUCUUUGAACAUUCCUAUGGAGACAUCAUGUCCAGAGUUGUUCAGGUUUAAACCCUGUCUACUCCGCUGCACUUUAUUCGCUAAACAGGCAUGAUUUAUCCACUCCUGUGACAGUUUACACAUUUAUUUGCACAUAAAGUAACAUACUGUAUAUGUCUUGUCUGAAUUGCCAGUCCCCUGUAUUUCAGUGUUUAAGCACUGUGGCUGAUUUCGACGGCUCAGUCUUUUCUUGCAGUUAAGAAACAAAACAUAAUGUUUCAUCAGUGUUAGAUCUGCACUCAAAAGGGAUGACAGCUUUAGCCGUACAACAGAAGGCUUAGAAAAUUGUUACCCUGUUUGAUGGCUUCAGUCAUGCAUGAGAACAGUUUCAUCUCAGCUACUCUGCAGGCAACAUUGUGCUUGUUUACGUAUUACCUACGUAGGUGAUGUAUGGUGCAUUGUGCAACGUGUGCAUCUGGUAGCUGCCCCAUUGAUGUUACCAGAUCAGUGGCAGCAUGACUACAAGCUAAGAGUCACUGCAUACAAGCUUUGCUGUCAGCGGAAAACUUGACCUCUAAGAACCUGUCAGCUUAAGUUUUCCUAAAUAAAAGCCCACGAAGCCUUCAGCAGUGAACUGCUAAGUUGUAUCUCUGAAAUAUACAAAUGUGGCACAAGUUAAAAAAUGACAUGUUUGUCUUGUUGGUUGUUGCACAGCUUUCUUUGAAAUGUGUUUUGUGAUGUAUUAUGUCAUGUGAAAACUAGUUUGUGUCGGGGCCUCUAGAGCUUAGCAGUCAGUUGAAGUCAGUUAACAGACUAGGCUGUCAGUGUCUUUGACUUAUUCAUUAGCUGGGUGUAAGUGUAUACAAUAGCAGCACAGUGCUGGAGUGAUGCAGUAAUGUUACUGUAGAGGAACAAAUAGAUUAGAGCAAGGAUUAGCAAAAAGUUAAAUGUCCUCACAACCUGAUUUAACUGAAAGGAGUUGUGUUGAAUAUUUUCCAUUAAACUCAUCAGAUAUUUGACCCUUUAUAAUGAUGCUUAUUAUUUAUAUCAUUUUUCUCUCUAAACCUCUCAUGUUUUUUUUUACUGUUGCACCGAGUUACCUCAUAGUAAGCACAUGUAUACUGUGUACACAUAGUCAUAGGCCUUGAUCAUUGGUAUAUUUUGUUGCGUUGGUGCCUUAUCCCAAGUAUUAGCUUUAGUUGUGUAACAAACAUUCGCUGCUGUCAUAUAUUUAUCAGAGUACUACUAGAAUAUGUUUUAAACAGUGAACAACACUGAAGAGUGGUCAGAAUCCCUCUGGUUUUGUGUUGCAUGAUUAUUUCAGUCUGUAUUCAUUAUUAAUUGUUGCAUGAUACUUUGGAUUGUCCGGAAUCAUAAUUUAUAGCUUGUAUUCAAAGUCUGUUCUGUCACAUGAAAAAAAUGCUAUGCAGCAUUUCUUGUAAAGAAUCGGUUUGACACCAUCUCACAUUUUUAUGGACGGUUGGACGGUUAUGGUUUAUAGAAACUGGAGAAUUUACAGAACAUGACACUGUGCCCACUUAAAACAGUCUAUUUUUGACACAAACACUCCACUGUUGAAGGGUGAUUUUCCUGAUUAAUGAGGAUUUUGAACCUUGCAUAAAAAUAUGUAAUAUCUUGUGUUGAGAUUUUUACUUCUAGUUCAUGGAUCUUGAAUUCAUGUACAGCAUAGCUGCUCUCUGCUGGUUUAACAGCAUGGGGAAGUGCUUUGCUUAAACAGAACUAUGUGUACAAGCCUUGUCAGUCUCAAAGUGUCAGUUAUAGUGCUUUAUUUUCUCUUUAGUGGGAAUGCAUGCAGACAUUUUCCCUGCACAAAACAUUUGGAUAUUUGUUCAAGCAGAAUUUCUGUUUGCCUAUAUGUGUAGUGAAUGGUUGCCUUGAUUAAUUGUCUAAACUACACUACAGAUGUUCUAAAUAAA
Molecule: messenger RNA, 4501 nt
Organism: Cheilinus undulatus (humphead wrasse)
Lineage: Eukaryota; Metazoa; Chordata; Actinopteri; Labriformes; Labridae
Gene: atmin
Product: ATM interactor
Exons: 4
Coding region: 56-2452 (798 amino acids)
Biological process (GO): regulation of transcription by RNA polymerase II
Cellular component (GO): nucleus
Molecular function (GO): DNA-binding transcription factor activity, RNA polymerase II-specific; transcription cis-regulatory region binding
Source: RefSeq, a predicted model, not a curated record